UUAAUCGGCGUUUUCGAAAAAUAAUAUGGCGGCUAAAAAUCUCUUCAGAUCUGCAUUAUCAUCCAUUCGGUCGAAAAUAAUCAGCUAAAAAUAAACAAGUAUUCCCAUCAAUUGUUCUAGCUUGUUUGAUACUGAAAUAAUUAUUAUUUUGUUGUUUUAUUUGAAUGAAGAUGAAGAUCACUUUGAAAAAUCUGCAACAACAAUCAUUCGUGAUUGAAAUGGAACCUACGAUAACGGUCAAGCAACUCAAAGAGAAAAUUGAAAAGGAUGCAGGUGCCGAGUAUCCUUCAGAAAAUCUUAAACUUAUCUAUGCUGGAAAGAUUCUUAACGAUGAGAGUCCUUUGUCUGAAUAUAACAUUGAUGAGAAGAAAUUCAUUGUAGUGAUGGUCACUAAGCCAAAACCUCCAGAGAAGGCUAAAAGUGGAGAUGGAAAUUCUGAUCAGAAAAGCUCUCAGUCAUCUACCCCCCCCACAGCGGCUCCGCAGGCUCAGUCUGCCACCUCCGCAACCCCUGCGGUUGCUGCAACAGAGACACCCUCCACAGCAGCCAUCACUCCAACCACUGGAGACACCACACAAUUGAGUAAUACAGCUGAAUCUGCUCUUUUGAUGGGUGAUGAAUAUGAAAAAAUGGUCAAAAACAUCACAGACAUGGGUUAUGCUAGGGACCAGGUUGAGCAAGCUCUAAGAGCAAGCUUCAAUAACCCAGAUCGGGCCGUAGAGUAUCUUAUCAAUGGGAUACCUGCAAAUUUGGAUGAACAGGAGGCUCAGGUAAGUGCCGAUAUGUCUGGAGUAGAUGAAAGACAGUCCGAAGCAGGAGACCCCCUGGCCUUCCUGAGGACCCAACCUCAGUUCCAACAGAUGAGACUUGUCAUUCAACAGAAUCCCCAGCUGUUAAAUGCGGUUCUUCAGCAGAUUGGUCAAACGAAUCCUGCUCUGCUUCAGCUAAUAUCCCAAAAUCAGGAAUCUUUUGUCAGGAUGUUGAACGAACCAACACCAGCUCAAGGGAGUGCAGCAACACCAGCUAACACAACUACAGGUCCUGUGCCUCCUUUAACACAACCAGCCUCAGCUGUUCCAACAUCUGGGAUGAUCCAGGUCACACCUCAAGAUAAAGAUGCCAUCGAAAGGCUUAAAGCACUGGGCUUUCCUGAACAUUUAGUGGUGCAGGCAUACUUUGCAUGCGAUAAAAAUGAAAAUUUGGCGGCCAAUUUUUUGCUGUCGCAAAAUUUUGACGAUUAAUACAUUUCACGAAUAUAAAAUAGGCUGAAAAAUCUGACAAAUAAUGAAGUUUUACAUGGUACAAAGAUUCGGAAGUUGAAAAUCGUUUUCGCCAACGGUUUUGUUCAUAUCGUAUACUUUGUACAUCCCUAGUUGUUUCCCAGUUAUCUGUUCAUACAUGGUUUUUUCCCAAUUUCUCAUAAUGUAUUUUUGCUGUAAAUAAAACUAGCUGGAUAUUAGUAUGAAUAUAUAUAUUGAAGCUCAUAAGUUUUUCUUUGUUGAUUUUGUUUUUUUUUUUUGUAAAAUAGUGCAGGCUGGAUUCGAGUUUGCUAUUUCAGUUUGCUUGCAUGAGUAUCGAGUUAUUUCAAAUCAUAAAUUUGAACUCUGAAUUAUUUUUGUAGAUUUGUCGAAAUGAAAUGACUGUUUUACCAGAAAGGCUUUUCUUAUGUAUUGUAAUUCAUUUAGGAUAAUUAUAUUGAUAAAAUAGAAAA
Molecule: messenger RNA, 1711 nt
Organism: Harmonia axyridis
Lineage: Eukaryota; Metazoa; Arthropoda; Insecta; Coleoptera; Coccinellidae
Gene: Rad23
Product: UV excision repair protein RAD23 homolog B
Exons: 6
Coding region: 165-1241 (358 amino acids)
Biological process (GO): proteasome-mediated ubiquitin-dependent protein catabolic process; nucleotide-excision repair
Cellular component (GO): cytosol; nucleoplasm
Molecular function (GO): damaged DNA binding; ubiquitin binding; proteasome binding
Source: RefSeq, a predicted model, not a curated record